GCUUUUCUUUUUAUUGCUGAAGCAAGUGAAGAUGUGGCAAAAAUUACUUGCCCAAUUGCAAUUUCUGUUGAUAUGCAGAACAAAACAGGUAGUACCAAAGAGCAUACAACUCAAACGCAAGGCAUUCCCAGUGUGCCUGCGAGGGAUGCUUCCGAAGGUAGAAAAAUCCUUCUUAGCUAAGUUAAUCAGGAAUAAACACAAGUGCCUCGCGGAAGCAGAACUACAAACGUAUCAGACGCAUCUGCAAUUCUGUAAAACGUGUGACCCUGCUACGCUAUAUAUCGAAUUAGGAAAAAUACAGAGAAUAGUGUCUAAUUCUACGCAGGAGAUAAGAAAGAAAUUAAGUAAAAACUUCAAUGGUUAAUGAGCUCAUCACGAAUAAAGAAGGCUGGUAACAACCACUCUGUAUUAUAAUUAUACGGAAGAGGAAGUGCCCAUCGAAGUGCACGGCAUACUACAAAGGGGACCCAAAUAUAUCUCCCCUCCUAAUAAUACUGACCUCAACCAGUUAGUCCCAGUGGCAUUGGCAGCAUUGAAAUCCUGCCAGGUAGCAGCCACGUACCCACAAAUGGAGUUAGAAAUCGUCACGAAGCUUGCGGCGACGAAGCAAGUGUCCAGCAUGCCUAAGCACCACGUAAAUCACCAAGCAGUAAAGCAAUUCCUAGCUAUGAAUAACUUGAGGCUUCUGGUCUCUGAUAAGGACAAACGAUUCAUUCUGUGCAAGGAGGACGAUUUCAUCUUUAGAGCCAAUGAGUUCCUAUCGCAAUCACAAUCACAGAUAAUAAACAAUGAUCCAACACCAACAGUACUGCAAAGUACAAAGAAAAUAAUAGCUUUACCAGGAGUAGCUUUGACUCUAACUGGGUGCCUUGAUCCUCCCACCAAUGUAGCAUGCCCUAGGCUAUUCUUUCAGCCGAAAACACACAAAGCAAACUGGCCGUUACGCCCACUGGUAAACAAGAGAUCGCAUCCUACAUAUUUCCUUGAAAAGGCAUUCGCAAAGUUUUUGCGUAAACUUAUUCCGGAAUCACCAUAUGUUACCCCAUCGUCUACAGCUGCCAAGUCCACCAUUGCUUCCAGUAUGAGGGGUACACAAUAAGAUUCCUAUACUUUCUACAAAUUGGAUGUGGUUUCCUUAUAUCCAUCGGUGCCUGUUUUUGAAGCCGUAAUGCUUGCUAACUCCUUAAUCAUCAAAAAGGGAUUCAACAUACAACAAGUGCUAGACAUACGUGAUGCGCUGACAUUCAUCACUGAGCACAAUUAUUUCCUUUUCAACAAGAGCAUCUGCUUGCAGAAAUGAGGAGUUCCUAUGGGCUCCCCGCUAUCUGCAGUCUUGGCCGAGCUCAUUAUGAGAGAAGUCGAGUGUAGAAUUUUCAACUCACCUCUUACCAUCAGUUAUCUGUCGCUAUACUUAUGUUAUGUCGAUGAUAUCCUAAUAGUGUGGGAGAAUACAGAAGAGGGGUUUAUCAAAUUUGUGCAGCAACUUUCAAGCAUAUACCCUACUAUCGGUUUCACUUGGGAGAGGGAGCAUGAGGACUCAAUAGCGUUUCUGGAUCUAUGUAUACAAAAGUCGGUUGAGGGGCUGCAAUUUGCUGUUUACCACAAAGCUGACCUGUUACCAUAUAUUAUCCUGGCAGAUACUUUCCAACUGUUGCGGUACGUCAAUGCCGCCAUUGCUGCACUCGUUAGAAGAGCAUUACUGCUUCCGUCGACACAGCUAGCAACAAAAAUUGAAUUAGACAUCAUUAGAGUAGCAGUAUCUCUUGCAGGAUUUACAUAUGCCAAAUAUAAACAUGUGCUCCGUAAAGUAAAAGAGGCCCUAUACCCAUGUACCACGCUGUACAGAAAGGAAAAAGCAUCCGUGAUCCGGUCAUCGUUGCCGUAUCUUGGACCAACCUCUAUACGUAUCAGCCGCAUAUUUCAGCGAUAUAAUUUCAUACUACCCAUAACCCCCAUACCAAACCUACGCAGAUGUAUCUGCAACGAUCGGGACAGGCUAACUACUUUAGAAAAGUCAGGGGUUUACACGAUACAACUAGAAAAUCCGGUAACGGGAAAUAUUACAAGAUACAUAGGAGCAACAACAAGAAUGCUCGCCUCCCGCCUUGCUGAGCAUCAGGAUGACGUAGCCAAAGGAAGAUGUUCUACAGAGCUUCCUAAAAAAGUUCUCGAGCAAGGCUACAACCCAUUAUGGCCCAGAACGGAAAUAAUCAAAUGCUGCAACAAUCGAAGGCUUGUGUUUAUCUGGGAAGCGCUUCUCACGGCUACUUCAGAAGCGUGCAAUGUUCCCACCCUCGAUCUACCCGGGGUGUGGAUUGCCUUAUAUCGGCACCUAAAAAACGAAACACGCCUAACAUUGUAUCGCCAACACGGUAGCAUUUCCACGCAUCCGUUGCUAGCAUCGUAAAAUAUAAAGUUUCGAACAUAUCAAAAAUUAUUUGCACGUUCUUAACGGAAUUUCCUGACGCCUGUUUGAAUUUUAAAUAUUCUGUUCCUUUGGAACAUCCUGCACGUUGUCUUAUUAAAAUUUGUUCUUUUCACCUGAAGACGACGAUUAUACACUUGUCGAAAGUGCUUGUGUUAAUACUAAAGGAACUUUAUUAACGCUGAACUCAGUGAAUUUGUAUCCAUAAGUCAUCUGUAGAAAUCUGGCAACUUUAAUGUCAUGUGACAAACUUAACAUUCCUCUUGAUGUGUUGAUUUUUGUCUUGUAUCGUUCAUAAAUUUCAUAUUUAUUUUCACAUUUUUGUGAAUAUAGACAAAAACAAGCCUACUUAUAUUUUGUAAUAUAAAUUAUAUUACAAAUGUCCAAUUAUUAUCUCUAUAAGAAAAACCUCACAAUACAAUUUCCAUUGGGAAUGUAAUUUUCUGGUGAAUUAGAUUUAUUCUAGAGGGCUUUGUAUUCAUCUGAAAUAAAUGAAGUAAACUGGAAAUACAAAUAAACCAAACACUUUAUGCAGCUCAUUGCUGGAUUUAUAGUAUUACAGAUAGAAGAGAAUCCAAAAUAUAAAGUUUUAAUAUGUUGCAAGUAUUUGGAAAAAUUAUGCAAUUUGUAGAAUGAUAUUGAUUUUUUUAUAGUAAUAACAAAACUAAAACUUAGCUCCAUCCAGUAUAAAUUUAAACAACUAAUUCAUGCUAAAAAAAUGUUAACUACAUAUAGUUGUUGGCACAUUGUUAUUCAAACAACCAUUUCCAAUCAAAAAGAUGGUAAUAACAGGCUCAGAUCUUAAAGCUUGAAGAAUGGGCAACAACUGACUAAAAUAAGCUGUUCUUCGUCAUAUUCAUAAGUGUAAAUUCCCUAGAGGUGACUAAAAGUUGAAGGAAAAGUGUCAAGGUGUCACUGUGAGGUUGCUGAUCUGCAUGUAUUAACAGGAUAACUGAGCAGUUCUUAAUCGAAUGUGGGAGUGUUUGACAACUCUCCAGUUACAAAAUAAUUAUCUCAGUUUAUUAUAACUUAAAAAUAUAGCUUAUAACUUACAGCUACAACAGUCAACAAUAUGUAGGUGAAUUCAGGUCUUCCAAUUUAUCUC
Molecule: messenger RNA, 3530 nt
Organism: Centruroides sculpturatus (bark scorpion)
Lineage: Eukaryota; Metazoa; Arthropoda; Arachnida; Scorpiones; Buthidae
Exons: 2
Coding region: 1310-2407 (365 amino acids)
Source: RefSeq, a predicted model, not a curated record